Messenger RNA from Vanrija pseudolonga, 2081 nucleotides. RefSeq names its product Pheromone-processing carboxypeptidase KEX1 (gene KEX1). The transcript has 12 exons. Gene Ontology annotation, cellular component: trans-Golgi network. NCBI's taxonomy places the organism in Eukaryota, Fungi, Basidiomycota, Tremellomycetes, Trichosporonales, Trichosporonaceae. The coding region runs from base 1 to 2049 and encodes 682 amino acids. Gene Ontology annotation, molecular function: serine-type carboxypeptidase activity. The record is from RefSeq and is a predicted model, not a curated record. Gene Ontology annotation, biological process: apoptotic process; proteolysis.
AUGCCAACGCAGCACGUCAACCCCCGCGCUCGCGUUGCGCUCGCCGCGCGCGAUCUCGAGCACGAGCACGAGCGCGACGCCGCCACCGUCGUCGAACGCGCACCCGAGCCCGAGGCCGAGUCGUCGACAAGCCAGAGCCGGGCCAAGCUGCGUGCCGUCGACGAGCGCCAGGCCAAGACUCUCCCAUCCGCGGCCAGCUUCUAUGUCCACUCGCUCCCCGGCCUCGGCGUUCUGAGUACCCACCCAACCCACCCUCUCACAGUCCACGCCGGCGAGCUCCCAUCGUACCCCGGAGAAGGCAAGGGCGGUGGUGAAGGCCCGGUGGGCAAAGAUGCCGAAAUCUUUUUCAUGAUGGUCCGUGCCCGUCGCUCCGCAGGCAAGCAGCGUGUCGUCUUCUGGUUCAACGGAGGGCCUGGCUGCUCGUCGUUCGAUGGCUCGAUGAUGGAGGUCGGCCCAUGGAGGACGGUACCCGCAUCGCAGACCGAGUCGGGGCAGGUCGAGCUCAAGCUCGUUGAAGGCGGCUGGGAGGAGUACGCCACCAUGGUGUAUGUCGACCAGCCGCCCGGAACAGGCUAUUCGUUCAUCCCCAGCAACGGCUACCUGCACGAGCUGACCGAGGCCUCGGCACACCUCAUCAAGUUCAUGGAGAACUUUUACACCGUCUUCCCAGAGUUGGACGGCGCAGACACCUACCUUGCAGGAGAGUCGUUUGCCGGACAAUACAUCCCCUACUUUGCCGACGCGUUGAUAAAGAAGGACGCGACCACCCUCCCCAACUUCAACCUCCAGGGCAUUGCCAUCGGCAACGGCUGGAUCGACCCUCUGAGGCAGUACCCAGCCUACCUCGAGUUUGCGUACGAGAGGAAGCUCAUCAAAAAGGGAAGCGACGAAGACAAGGCUGCCCAUGCCGCUAUGGACGAAUGCGCGGCAUGGAUGAAGAACUACACCGACCCCUUGAUCACGCCCGUCAACAUUCCCCACUGUGGUGGAGUCAUGGAUUCGGUGACAAAGCCCGCACUGAAGGAGAUUGACGGACAUAUGAAGUGUCUCAACAUCUACGACGUGCGACUGGUCGACAGUUACCCGGCGUGUGGUAUGAACUGGCCACCAGACCUCUCCGACGUGUACAAGUACCUGGCGCGUCGGGAUGUGGUCGAGGCUCUGCACGCCACCAAGCACCAAAGGGCAUGGACGGAGUGUGACGACCGCGUCGGCAACCAGAUGAGAGCUGGCAAGGAGCCAGCCUCUGUCCACCUCAUCCCUGGCAUCUUGGAGAAGGGCGUCAAGGUCCUCAUGUUUGCCGGUGACGAGGACCUCAUCUGCAACUACAUUGGCAUUGAGCGCAUGAUCGAGGCGCUGGACUGGAGCGGCGAAGUUGGGUUUGGAGCCAACGCCACUGCCCAGCCUUGGUAUCUCAACGACACCCAGGUCGGCGAGUGGACGACUGACCGCAACCUGUCAUACGCAAGGCUGUACGAGGCAUCGCACAUGGUUGGUUUCGACGUCCCUCACGUCUCCAACGACAUGAUCAUGCGCUUCAUGGAUGUCGACAUCAACAUGUUGCCUGGUCUCACUGGCUCCGGGUCGUCUCGAGUUGGAGAAGACAAGCGGCCUGCUGUCCACUUUGGUCCUCAGCCAACAACCUCUGGCAUGCCGAUUCUCAAGGGCGGAAAGGGCGACUGGGAGGAAUGGUACAACGCCGUCUCGGCUGUCCUUAUCCUCCUCACGCUCAUCGGCAUCGUUGGCGUCUACCUCUUUGUUCGACACAGGCGAAUGCGUCGCGGCCUCUCGCUGCCAACCCACGCCGGUCGUCGCUCAAACGACGGUAACCGCGAGGAGAGGAUGCCUCUGGCCGGAGCAGACGAGUACGAGCUGGAUGACGGUGUUGGCGGUAACGGUGCCGCCGACAGCCGCGGGAAGGGCAAGGGCAAGAGCCGCGCACGGACGAGCGAUGAGCUUGACGAGGAGGAGCAUGGCAAGGACCCCAACCAUGUGUUUGCGCUUGGUGAUGAGGACGAGCACGACCACGAGUAUGACGCUGGCAAGUAGGCCACGUUGUUAGACUAGACGCGUUGUACGGG